Messenger RNA from Eublepharis macularius, 1484 nucleotides. RefSeq lists its product as uncharacterized. The record is from RefSeq and is a predicted model, not a curated record. Lineage: Eukaryota; Metazoa; Chordata; Lepidosauria; Squamata; Eublepharidae. The coding region runs from base 110 to 1123 and encodes 337 amino acids. The transcript is spliced from 2 exons.
CUCAGCAUAUAAACAGCAAAAAAGUAUUGCUCACUCAUCAUUGCUUCUGGGGGUUCAGGAGAGAGCCAGCAAGAAGAACACUUUAAAAGGGACAGGAGAUCUAAAGAAGAUGCUGAGUAAUCUCGGGGCUCUGCUUUUAUUCUCUUCCAUUGUCCCAUUCACCAUCUCCCAUUUUAUUAUUCAUUAUACAAGUUAUGGUGGAGUAUGCCAAAAGGCUUGUGGGUAUCAUGGCUAUGCCUACACUUGGUGUCAGCAAAGAGGGGGCAGUGGAAAAGAAUGGGACUACUGUUCCUUAGAAGAAGGCUUGGGAGCUUCAGGCAAAACCUGUGCCACACCAUGUGACUAUUGGGGUUCUUCGUACCGCAGCUGCUUCUUUAAAGAUGGCAGUUGGCACUACUGUGGAUUGAUAGCCCAGCGGGAGCACCUUGAAUAUUCCCAGGAAAACAACGAGUGUAUCAAUGACUGCAGACUCGAUGCAACUGUAGGUUAUUUCCAGUGUAACACAGCUCAUGGUCCUCAAAAAUGUUCCCCAUUCCAUGAUAUGACUCCCACAGGUUUGCCCUGCCACUCUAAUUACCGGUGUGCCAAAUACGGGCACAGUGUGUACAGAUGCCAUAUAGAUAACAGUGAAGAUGGAUGGGAUCACUGUGGAAGGAAGAGCUUGGAUCCUUGUGUGUGGAUCUUCUUUGAGAACACCACUUCCCAAACAGAGAUCUGCAUACUUCCUAUCUCCCAAAAGAAGAGCAAAAUCAUUUUCCAAAGAGAGACACGAAAUGACAUGCCCCCCUUUGCCAAUGGCGACUUCAAAAUGGCAGCACAUUUUAUCGAUGGAAUCUCUUCUACCACAAGCUUCCCUGACUCUGCAGAUCUGGCUCCUGUGCGUUUCUACAAGCAAGAGAGUAUCUUCUGUAAGGGCCUCAAUUAUACAAAUCUGGAAUUGUGGCUUGACACCUCGACUCGCUCUUCUGUGCCCAUUGCCCAUGUCAUCUUCCCGGAUAUCCUGUAUGCUGUUGAAGUGUUGCGUUUAGCAUUUUACAUGAGCCUCCAUAGCACUUUCUAUUCACCUGCCUAUACUAUUACUGUGUCUGUUGGUGAACCAAUGUUAUGUCCUCCUGACCUGUGAUUAACCAAGUUCUUUUUUUGCACAACAGGUGCACACAGUUGCUUUUAUGAUGUUAAUCCAUGCAGUAUUAAAUUGAGGAGAUUGUUACCUCCCUUCAUCUUAUUACAAUAUUGCAAUGUUUAUAAAUGUUCCUGGUGGUUAGGGUAGGUCAUAUCUGAGGUGCCUUAUAAUAAUAAGCAUGUUAUCAGAGAAGUGAGUAACUAUUGCCAAUAACCUUAUUUGUACUCAGAAAGGGGCACACCACAUACAUAAUACACAGGUUUUCUUGAUGCAUGGGAGUGCUACACUUUGUGAUCUCUGAUAAUAAAAAUCUGGCAUUUAAGAAAUUAAUAAAAUGUACUAUUAUCACAUAUGAUACAUA